AUGGCAAGCCACGUUCUUCUACUAACUUUGCUGAUUGCCACUUGCACUCUCUCAUUUGCCUUUGAGCCUAGCCCUUUGCAGGAUUUCUGUGUUGCAGAUACUACUAGCUCAGCAAGAGUUAAUGGCCUUGCCUGCAUGGACUCUAAGCUUGUUCAAGCUAGUCAUUUCUCCUUCAGUGGCCUCCAUCUUGUUGGCAACACCUCGAACCCCCUUGGUUCUAGGGUGACACCCGUUACAGUGGCACAAUUACCUGGCCUCAACACCCUUGGCAUCGCUUUGGCACGCUUAGACUAUGCGCCAUGGGGUCUUAUUCCUCCUCACAUGCACCCUCGCGCCACGGAGGUACUGACAGUAUUGGAAGGCAGCCUUGAGGUUGGUUUUGUGGCCUCCAAUCCAGAAAACCGGUUCAUCUCAAAAGUCCUUCAAAAGGGUGAUGUGUUUGUCUUCCCAGUAGGACUUCCUCACUUCCAAAGAAAUGUGGGAUACGGAAAUGCUGUUUCGCUCUCUGCUUUGAGCAGCCAGAAUCCUGGUAUCAUCACUGUCGCCAAUUCCGUGUUUGGAUCAAAUCCAUCCAUCUCUGGUGAUGUUCUUGCAAAGGCUUUCCAGGUGGAUAAGAACGUCAUUGAUCACCUUCAAUCACAAUUCUAGAUGAUCAGCUACAAGUUCAUGUAGAAUUAUUUUGAUUGUCUGGUAAUUGCAUUUGUUUUUGUGAGACCUUUGUAAUUCAUUUUGUUUUCUUACUUUAAAAAAUAUAUAUAUUCAAAGGUGUUCUAUUGGACUACAAAAUUAAUAUUGGUUCAACCUUCUUUUUUUUUUUUUGGGGGGGGGGGGGUAUUGUUUUUGGAUAUCCUGGACAUUCAUUCUGUUGAUUUUUGGUCCUGAUAUAUCACAA
This is a messenger RNA of Cornus florida, 892 nucleotides long. Its product is annotated as putative germin-like protein 2-1. Bases 1 to 648 code for a protein of 215 amino acids. Gene Ontology annotation, molecular function: manganese ion binding. The transcript has 2 exons. The record is from RefSeq and is a predicted model, not a curated record. Gene Ontology annotation, cellular component: cell wall. NCBI's taxonomy places the organism in Eukaryota, Viridiplantae, Streptophyta, Magnoliopsida, Cornales, Cornaceae.